AUGUCUUAUUCAAAAAUAAAUGCACAUGGACAAAUGACAAUAGAAAUUGCUGACGAGGAGGAGUCGCGAGAGAAUAACUUGCAGUCCCCUACCGCAGACGAGGCAUCAGUGAGAGACACUACCCCUCUGAUCAACCGUGGAGACAACCUAGGAAAUGGGCGUGAACGAAUGGCGAUAGACGGCUUUGAAAACGCAUCAACUACGCCAUUGGCGCAGAACGUCUAUUUAGAAGAAGAUGAUAUAAACCUCAUUUUAGUGGGCUAUCGCUUUAAUGACUCUCGACGUUAUGUCUACUAUUGUGUGAACCUAUUGACAUGCGGAAUACUGUACCUUCUGGGGCGUUGGAUGCCACGGUUGUGGGCUUGGUGUGUAGGAAAUGCAUGUGAGAUGAAGAAGGCUGAAUGGCUUCUUGUUGAGAAUCAAUGGGGCGACGUUUCUGUAGAAUACAUACAACGGAGAUAUUUUGAUGGAACCGUGUCGUCAGUCUUUCCGAUCGAACAGUUACAAUCGAACGAUGCAGCUUAUCUUGCUCAUUAUCCGAAAAACACUAUAUUAAGCUAUCUACAUUAUUUUGACUAUCACUACAUUCGGUUUAUCUAUCAUCCUGGCCUUGGCAAGUUUUUACAGAAUGGUUAUUGGAAAGAUUUAUCUUGGGAAUCGGCGAAACAAUUGAAAACCGGUAUAUCACAUGAAACACAAAGAGAACGUGAAAUAAUAUUUGGCAAAAAUUUGAUUGAUAUAGAGGAAAAGUCAACUUUAUCACUACUUGUUAAUGAGGUGUUACAUCCAUUCUAUAUAUUCCAAGUUUUUUCGAUAAUUCUGUGGUGUCUUGAGGAAUAUUAUUAUUAUGCGACUUGUAUUUUUAUCAUGUCCGCCUUCAGCAUCGUGUCUACAUUGAUUGAAACCAAGCAGACACUGAGAAAGCUGCGAGAGAUGUCAAAAUUUAUAUGUGAAGUACGAGUGUGUCGUAACGGUUUCUGGAGACGCAUUUCGUCAGUGGAUUUAGUACCUGGAGACGUCUUUGAGAUAUCUGACCCGGAUCUUCUCGUUUAUCCAUGUGAUGCCGUGCUUUUAUCUGGCACCUGCAUAGUCAAUGAGAGCAUGCUUACCGGCGAGUCCAUUCCUGUAUCGAAAUUACCCAUCACAGACCAGGCAUUAAACAUGCUGGAUCUGUCAACAGUCAACGUUGACCCGGAAAUCGUCAAGCACUUCUUGUUCUCAGGCACCAAACUUGUUCGUGUCCGAAAAGCCAAGAGCAUCGGUGGAUCGGCCAAUGGUGACAGUCAGAAAGAUGACGAAGGGAUGGCUUUAGCAAUGGCCGUGAGAGUAGGGUUCAAUACAACUAAAGGAGCAUUAAUUCGUUCUAUGUUGUUUCCAAAGCCAAACAAGUUUAAAUUCUACCGGGACUCUUUUCGUUUUAUUGGAGUAUUGGCUUUCAUAUCUGUGAUUGGUUUUUUUAUAAGCGCAUACAAUUUUAUUCGUAUGGGUAUGAAAAUGGAGCAGGUACUUGUGCGGGCGUUGGAUUUAAUCACAAUCAUAGUACCUCCUGCGUUACCGACAACAAUGAGUAUCGGGACUAGCUUUGCUAUUCAUAGAUUGAAUAAAGCAGGGAUAUUUUGUAUAAGUCCUCUAAGGUCACUUAAAUCUCCUGGCGGAAUAGUAGUCAAUAUUGGUGGGAAAAUCAAUGUUAUGUGUUUCGAUAAAACGGGAACUCUUACAGAAGAUGGCUUAGAUGUCCUUGGUGUUAAGUAUAUUGAACCAGAAACAAAUAAGUUUUCAAAAUUACAUACGAGUGCUGAUACAUUAAACACGCUGCAAAAUAGUGAAGGUCUAACAAACUCAUUGAAGACUUUGUCAAUACUUUACGCAAUGACAACUUGCCACUCUCUUAAACUUGUCAAUGGCAAAUUGAUUGGUGAUCCACUUGAUCUGAAGAUGUUUGAAUUUACCCAUUGGAUAUUAGAAGAGACCGGACAAGGAAGCUCGUAUCCAACAGGCUCAGCAGGUCCUUCGCUAUCUGAAAUAGCUGGCAACAUAGUUCCAACAGUUGUUAGGUCUCCAGGCAGCAGAAUGUCUGAUUUAUCCGAUCUAUUGGCUGCUGAUGGACUGAAUGGAAAGUCAACGCCUUUCGUUGAACUUGGCAUUAUCCGUACUUUUGAGUUUAUGUCUUCUCUGAGACGAAUGAGUGUUUUGGUAAAACGCUUAGGAAGCAAGACAAUCGAAGUCUAUGUCAAAGGUGCUCCAGAAGUCAUGCGAGAUAUUUGCAGAAAGGACACACUACCAGAAGAUUAUGAUAGCCAGCUCUAUUAUUAUACACGUCACGGUUUUCGUAUGAUAGCAUGUGCUAGUAAAAGCUUUGACAAUUUCAAUUGGAUGAAAGCACAGAAAAUUAAAAGGGAACAGGUCGAGCAGGAUCUCCAGUUUUUAGGUUUUAUCAUAUUCGAAAAUAAACUUAAACCUGAAACUACGCCCAUUAUUGAGACACUACGAAACGCGAGAAUUCGUCAAAUCAUGUGUACUGGCGAUAACGUGUUGACUGCCAUAAGCGUCUCGCGCGAAUGCAAGCUUACUGACAAGAAUGUGCGCGUGUAUGUGCCUAGAUUUGUCCAAGGCUCAGCUUUGAUACAAGAAUCAACGAUUGUGUGGGAAAGUUUAGAGAACUCUGACGACACAUUAGACACGAGAGAUCUUCAGAUGAGACCUAGCGAACGACCAUCGAUUCGAGAUAGUACCUUUGCAUAUCCUUCGGCAUUUGAUCCUUAUGACUAUAAUCUUGCUGUUACUGGUGAUGCAUUUAGGUGGAUGGUCGAUUAUGCUGCCGAUGAAACAUUUCUGCGCAUUCUUACCAAAGGACAAAUAUAUGCAAGAAUGUCUCCUGAUGAGAAACACGAGCUUGUAGAAAAAUUACAGGGAAUAGGCUACUGCGUUGGCUUUUGUGGAGACGGUGCCAAUGACUGUGGCGCUCUGAAGGCUGCAGACGUUGGAUUAUCACUGUCAGAGGCAGAAGCGUCUGUGGCGGCGCCAUUUACAAGUAAAAGCACAAAUAUUGGCUGUGUGAUUGAAGUGAUAAAAGAGGGUAGAGCUGCUCUCGUGACGAAUUUUAGCUGUUUUAAAUACAUGGCUCUUUACAGUAUCAUACAGUUCACGACUGUCAGUUUGCUAUAUAUAUUUUCGUCUAAUCUUGGGGACUUUCAGUUUUUAUAUGUCGAUCUACUGAUUAUCUUACCAAUAGCUGUUUUAAUGGGCCGUACCGAACCAUAUCCACAAAUCCAUCCUAAGCGUCCAACCGCAAAUCUAGUAUCAAAAAAAGUCAUGACAUCUCUUCUUGGACAAAUUUUGAUACAGUCUGGGUUCCAAUUUUUCGUCUACCUUCUCGUUAGACGACAACCAUGGUACACUCCUCCAGACUUUGAUCCUGAUGAAGGAGAUAUAACGUGCUGGGAGAACACAGCAUUGUUUUUGGUCUCUUGUUUCCAGUAUAUUCUGAUUGCAGUUGUGUUUAGUGUGGGUCCUCCAUACAGGAAACCGAUCAAUACAAACGGGUUUGACUUUGGUAAUUUGCAGUCCGUUAUCGCUGUUGCUCGUAACCGUGGUAUCGACGUUGUCUGUAAUGAGGUGACAAAUAGAGCUACACCGUCUUUAGUCUCGUUUGGCCCAAAACAAAGAUAUAUCGGAGAAGCUGCGAAGACACAGGAAAUAUCAAAUUUCAAGAAUACAGUUGGUUCGCUAAAGCGCAUUGUUGGUCGUACAUUUCAAGACAAGGAGAUUCAAGAAAUCGAAAAGCAUCACAUCAAUGCUGAACUAGUAGAUGCUAAUGGACAAGUAGGCGUGAAGGUAAAAUAUCUCGGCGAAGAUCAUGUUUUCAGUGCAACUCAAUUGGUCGCCAUGUAUUUCAACAAACUGAAGGAAACUGCCUCAAGAGAGCUCAGAAUACCUGUUUCCGAUGUUGUUAUCUCCGUCCCGGACUAUUUCACCGACAUUCAGCGCAGGGCCAUUCUAGAGGCUGCUGAAAUCUGUGGUCUGAACUGCCUUCGCUUGUUAAAUGACACUACUGCAUCCGCAUUAGGCUACGGAAUCACAAGAGAUUUACCUGAAAGUAAACCUCGUAAUGUUGUGUUUGUUGAUAUCGGUCAUUCUGAUUACGGCGUUGCAGUCGUGUCAUUUAUAAAAGGUCAGCUGACAGUGAAGGCCACGGCAUAUGACAGGCAUUUCGGUGGAAGAGAUUUCGAUAAUAUUUUAGUUAGUCAUUUUGCUGAACAGUUCAAGGAAAAGUAUAAGAUUGAUGUCAAAUCGAAUCCGAAAGCUCUGUUCCGUCUGAGAACUGCUUGCGAGAAAUUAAAAAAGGUGUUAUCGGCUAACCCACAAGCACCUCUGAAUGUAGAGUCCAUUAUGAACGAUGUGGAUGUUAGUUCCUUCCUAACACGACAAGAAUUUGAAGAUAUGAUUGGGGCUUUUCUUAACCGUAUGGAAACGCCACUAGCGCAGGCAUUGAAGGAUUCUGGUCUAACUAAAGCUGACAUUCAUUCUAUUGAGCUCGUCGGGGGUUCUACACGUAUUCCCGCAGUUAAGGAAAGAAUCUCCAACUUCUUUGGAAAAGAUCUCAAUUUUACCCUUAACCAGGAUGAGGCUAUUGCUCGUGGAUGUGCUCUUCAGUGUGCUAUACAGUCUCCUGUCUUCAAAGUCAGAGACUUCGCUGUACAGGACGUCACAGCAUAUCCUAUAAAAGUACGCUGGGAGAAAAUUCCCGAGAUACCAGAUGAAGACUCCGAGUUAUUGGUAUUCCCCAAGCACAAUGUUGUACCGUCAACUAAAGUACUUACUUUUUACCGUAAGCAACCUUUUGAUAUCGAGGCCAUUUAUGCCGAACCUGAAUCGUUGCCAGGAAAUGUCAGGCCAUGGAUUGGUAGAUUUUCGAUCAAGAAAGUCGAGCCGACCGCUAACAAAGACCUGAGUAUGGUGAAAGUUAAAGUUAGACUCAAUUUACAUGGUAUUCUGUCAGUUGACGGUGCUUAUGUGGUGGAAGAGGUAAUUAAAGAGGAGAAGGAAGAGGUUAAAACUGAGCAGAAGGCUGAAAAGAAAUCUGAGACUAAACCAGAGACAAAACCAGAGAAUAACUCCGAAGCAAAGUCUGAAACGUCAUCCGAUACAACGAACUCACAGCAAUCGGAACAGAAAUCAGAGCCGCAAGCUGGAGAAACUCCAGGGGCAAGUGCUACAGAGCCUAAACCUGACGAACCACAACCCAUGGACACUGAUAAACCAGAGGAACCCGUUAAACCCAAGAAGAAGAAACUCGUAAAGAAGAAUGACCUUCCUGUUGUCUCCAGCACUGCUGGAUUGGAUAAAAAGACGAUUAGUCAUUAUAGAGAGUCAGAGGGCCAGAUGCUCGCCAGUGAUAAACUGGUGAUAGAUACGGAAACACAGAAGAAUACUCUCGAAGAGUACGUAUACGAUAUCCGAGGGAAAGUAGAGUCUAGCUAUUCGAGUUUUGUUGACCCCGCUGACAGAGAGAAAUUCGUUAAUCUCCUUAACGAAACGGAGAACUGGCUAUAUGAUGAAGGCGAAGAUGCUACAAAAUCUGUAUAUGUACAAAAAUUAGAAGACUUGAAAAAAUAUGGAUCACCUAUUUCUGAGAGAUACCGUGAAUCUGAAGAACGACCGAGGGCGGAGAAGCAGUUACGUGAUACAAUAGAGACAUACCUUGUCAAUGCUACAAAUACGGACGACAAGCUUGCACAUAUUCCUGAAGACGAGAAGAAGAAAGUCGUAGACAGGGCCACACAAGCUUUGCAAUGGCUAGAUGAAAAGAUUGCGUUACAGAACAACACGCCUGCACAUAAGACACCCGUUGUGUAUGCGCGAGAUAUCUACAAAGAGCGCGACAGCUUAAGUCAAUUUGCAAAUCCGAUCCUGAACAAACCCAAGCCUGCUCCACCUAAAACAGAGACUGCAACUCCGCCUGAAACUCCAGCGGAGAAUGGAAAUAAGGAAAGCUCAGAACAGACUGACAAACCCGAUAAUAACGAUCAAAAAGAAAAGACAACGGAGACGAAUCAGCAAGAAAGUGAACCUGCUCAGAUGGAAGUAGAUUAA
This is a messenger RNA of Paraglomus brasilianum, 6093 nucleotides long. Lineage: Eukaryota; Fungi; Glomeromycota; Glomeromycetes; Paraglomerales; Paraglomeraceae. The record is from the annotation of a GenBank genome assembly.